CUUCAAAGCUAGUACCACAGUUCACAAAGAGGAAGUCUGGCCUGCUACGAGGCCAAACUGCCCAGGUCUGUGGCUGCGUUUCUCGGAAAACCAAAACUAACAGGCACAUACAAGGCACUCUCUGCUGAAGGACUCUGCUGAGGGGAGAGAACAUGUCAACUCUAUCUUACAGAGUGCUCCAGGAUGCGACCGUGGACCCCCUUUCCAGGAGCUAGCCGUCUCAACACUGAGCCCUUGACUAAAGGAAGACUGAGCAGGCUGAGUUGAAGAUCCCUCUCCUUUGCCAGGUGCCAAGGACCAUGACCAGCCAGUCAUGGCCAAGCCUCAGCAGUGCCAAAGGGCGGUGUCGAGCGGUUCUGGAACCACUUCCGGAUCACAGAAGGAACUUGGCUGGGGUCCCAGGUGGAGAAAAAUGCAACAGUAACAACGACUACGAAGAUCCUGAGUUCCAGCUGCUGAAGGCAUGGCCAUCAAUGAAAAUUUUACCAGCCAGACCUAUCCAGGAAUCGGAAUACGCAGAUACACGCUAUUUCCAGGAUACGAUGGAGGCUCCCCUUCUGUUACCUCCCAAGGCUUCUGUCUCCACUGAGAGACAAACCAGGGAUGUGAGGAUGACACAUCUGGAAGAAGUGGACAAGCCUACCUUCAAGGAUGUCAGAAGCCAACGCUUUAAAGGAUUCAAAUACACAAAAAUAAACAAGACUCCUUUGCCACCUCCUCGGCCUGCUAUCACUCUCCCCAAGAAGUACCAACCCUUACCCCCAGCACCACCAGAGGAGAGCAGUGCAUACUUCGCUCCAAAGCCCACCUUUCCAGAAGUCCAGAGGGGGCCCAGGCAGAGGAGUGCAAAAGACUUCAGUAGGGUCCUUGGAGCAGAAGAAGAAUCUCACCACCAGACAAAGCCAGAAUCUUCUUGCCCAUCAUCAAACCAAAACACACAGAAGAGUCCACCUGCCAUUGCCAGCUCUUCCUACAUGCCAGGAAAGCACAGUAUACAAGCCAGAGACCAUACAGGUAGCAUGCAGCACUGUCCUGCUCAGAGAUGCCAAGCUGCAGCCAGCCACAGCCCUCGAAUGCUGCCCUAUGAAAACACAAACUCGGAGAAACCUGACCCCACAAAGCCUGAUGAGAAGGAUGUCUGGCAGAAUGAAUGGUACAUUGGAGAAUACAGUCGCCAGGCAGUGGAAGAUGUGUUAAUGAAAGAGAACAAGGAUGGUACUUUUUUGGUCCGAGACUGCUCUACAAAAUCCAAGGCAGAACCAUAUGUUUUGGUGGUGUUUUAUGGGAACAAGGUCUACAAUGUGAAAAUCCGUUUCCUCGAGAGCAAUCAACAGUUUGCCCUGGGCACAGGACUACGAGGAAAUGAGAUGUUUGAUUCUGUGGAAGACAUCAUUGAACACUACACAUAUUUUCCCAUUCUGCUAAUAGAUGGGAAAGACAAGGCUGCACGCAGGAAACAGUGCUACCUCACCCAGCCACUGCCUCUCGCCAGGCUCCUUCUCACUCAGUACUCCAGCCAGGCACUUCAUGAGUAAGAAGCCCAGCCAGAUAUCCCCGCAUCAGUGGCCUGGGCCUUGUCUCAUUCCUGGCUCAAUGGAUUCAGUUCUUCUUCCAUCUGCAUUUAUCUCAAAGUAUUAUUUUCUGUGUCUUCAAGGGAUGAUUUUUUGACUCUGUAAAAAAAAAUAAAAAUAUUCUGUAAUGGAACUUAAAAGCUCAAUUAUGACUUGAAAGCUUAAGUCAUUGAAGAAAUAUUUGUAACCUGCAUUAAACCUAGGUUUAAGGAGCAUUUUCUAAACAGAAAAACUACAGACAUGACUGUCAUACAUUAGCGAUGAGACAAGAUCUGACUGCUCCAGUGUUUACAGAGGGUGUGAGAUUCCCCCAACUGUUACUCUGUCCAGGACAUCAGGGGUCAAUGACUGUAUUUUAUAACCUCUUGACCUAGGAUGCUAAUUUUGGAUGGUCCUGUAUGUUGGUGAAUAUUAGCUCUAUUUAUCUGUAACUAGAAGAGGAGCAGCGUGAGGAACAAGAGCCCUUGUGAAUACCAGCUUGAAGGCAGACAGCAGAAAUCUGUGGACUAUGAUGUGAAGUGGCCUCAGGUCCGUGAUUCGGCCUCCUCUGUGAACUGUGACAUCAAUGGAACCAGCAGAUCCAUAGCAAGGAUCUCAGAGGAUCCUGGCUCAUCCCAAGCAAAAGCAGGCAUUCGUGCGAGUAGCAGUGAAGACAUUUUUAAGAGUUUAAUAACGCAUUUCCGUUCAAGGGAAGAGAAGAGCUGUCCUCAAACCUGUGCUGCUGCGUACAGCGGCACAGCACAUGGUGAUCCUGUUUCUUCUCGGGCAAAGAGGGUUUGCAUUUACUCCUACUUCCUAACACAGAUGCAGCAGUGGACACUCAAACAAGUCUCUGAUGUCUUUUAGGACAAGAAGCAAGCCCAGACUGUAACCUAUUUUGCCUGUUCAACAUCACUGCAUCAUCCCAGUUAUAUCCUCCACUCUGGAAUGUUUAAAUUGAGCUCAGGAAGGGAGAGAGGGAGGAAGGGAAAGGGGAGAGAGGGAGGAAGGUUAGGAGGGAGGGAGGGAAGCAAAAAUGAAGUGGGGGGGGGGGGAGAGGCUUUAAAAAUACUUAUUUAUCCACCAUAAAUUCUUAUACUACAGUAAGUUCAACAAAAUGAAAUAGCUAUACCUUAUGCCAUGACUUCAGUUAUCACCAAAUGCCACAUGUAAAAUUCAUGGAGCAGUAAUGCAAUUUGAGUUUUCAUGAAGGGAUAAAACCAACAGAAGGCAGGAGAUGUAGCAAAGUUGGUAACUAAGAUUAGUUGUAGCUAAGAUGUAGCUAAGAAUGCAUUCCUACCCCUAGAUUAAAUCCCCUGCCCUGCCGGGGUGUGGUGGUGCACACCUUUAGUCCAAGCACUCGGGAGGCAGCAGCAGGCAAAUUUCUGAGUUCAAGGCCAGCCUGGUCUACAAAGUCAGUUCCAGGACAGCCAGGGCUACACAGAGAAACCCUGUCUCAAAAACCAACCAAACAAACAAAAAAAUCCCCUACCCUGUAAAAAACUGAGUGUGGUGGUACACACCUAUAAUCUUAGCACAUGGGAGGUAACGGUAGAAGGGACAGACUCUCAAAGCAUCCUUGGCUACAUAGCAAGUUUAAAGCUAGCCUGGAUUACAUAAGACCAUAUGAAAGAAGAGAAAGAGACAGAGACAGAGACAGAGACAGAGACAGAGAGACAGACAGAGAAACAGAGAAAGAGAGACAGAAUCAAAUGAAAACAGAACAAGCAAUCCCCAACAUUGUCUCUUCUGUAAAAUGGCAGACAAGGUGCUCUCCGGGAAAGGCUCUUGGCAUCUGUCCACAGACACCUGCUUGGUAUUCUUUACAAGACCAAGGGCACACAAUGCAUCAGAUAGGCAGAGGCUGACAGCAAAGAGCCUCCUAAAGCUGGACAAAGGGGGAAUGAGCCGAGGAGAUGGGAAUACGUCUUGUGCUACCACCCGUGAGAAGGGGAAAAGGGACAGCAGAAACCAUGCAAGCCUAGGCCACAUCUCUGGAGUCUUAUCCAUGUUGUCAUAUGAUCCAGACCAGAGUUUGCCCAUAGACUAGAGCAUCAUGCUAAGCAGAAAAGGCCAGGAUCUGGUGCCUCUCUAUGCCAACUCAUUGACUGGAUAUCUGAACUUUGAGUUCUGUGGCAGACACAGAAAGUACUUGCCAGGCACUUGUCCACCGAGUUGCUGGUCAACACCCCCGUGUUUGCUGUUUUCAGUGUCUGUUACAAUAAGAGUAUUUUGCUUGCAAUAGGUAGCUAAAGGAUAGCAUAUGAAAAACUCAAUGUAUUUUAUUCUCACAAUAGAUACUUCUAACACUUUGGCUAGCUCUUAAUGGCCAUGUGUUUGUGGCUAAAGUGGGAGCUGGGAAGUACAGCUUUUCUGCUCUCCAUUUCUUGGUUUUAUUGGAUCUCUGGAUGGAAAAUCAGUGAUGGGUCGCACACUAGAGUGUUCUUAUCUGCCCAACCCUUAUCUCAUUUUCCAUUUUUAAAAUGUCAUUUGAUGCCUAGCUGAAGCAGGAUGGUGGCAUUUCAGCUUCAUCUGAUUACAGCAUCUGUGUAUCCCAGAGAUUUCCUUUGGACCACAUAUCCAUACUGAGUCCGCAUAUCCAUCUGCAUCUCGGCCAUUUAUCCUGCAGGACUGUCACAGCCCUUGCUGCAUGCUGUGUGUGUCCUUGUUGCUAGGUGCUGCUGUAGAUGCUGGAAGCAUUGGAGUGAGUGAGAGACACAGAGCAGUAAGUGCCCAAAUAAAUAGGUAAUUCAGGUUGCUUACCUUCCCUCUUCUGUAGCUCUGUGUUCAUAGAACACUGAGAUCUUUGGGGUGAGGAAAAUGUUAAAUAUUUCUUAAGACUCCUUUAAUGUGACUUCGAAAAGUCCUGAAACCAGAAAAUAUUUAACCAACUUAGUUGAAAGGAGACUUUUCUUCCAGAAGAGACAGGUUUGAGGGGUGGGGUAGAAGAAAGCAACUGAUUAAACUACAUUAUAUCUAUAAGCAAUUUAAUCAUUCUAAUUAUGAUGAAAAAGUCAAACUUAACUCAUUGUCAGAUACACUUAUUACCAUGUGUGUGGACACGGGCAAUUGGUAAAGAUGGCCUAUAUUAUUUAUGACUCACGUUAUGAUCAUACAUCUAUUGUUUACACCUUCAGAAUAUGUGUUCCAGCUAAGCACUUCUGUCUUUGAAUAUUUGGAGUUUACCGAUAGCUAACUUAAAUGUAAGCAAAUAUGUAACUCAGUGUUCUUAUAUUACCUGUAACUGAGCUGUGAAGGGUGGACUUCAAGCAUAGUUUAUUUUUCUUUGUUCCAUGAGUUACUGAAUCUAAAGCACUUUGGGGAUCAUACUCAGGGCAAAGUUAAGAAAUAUUUCUAGAGCAGUCAUUGGCAUGAGAGCGGUUUACUAGAUUCUAGGAAUGAAGGUGAGAGAGAGACACAGGCCACGUGACUCACAGCUCAGAGGCAGGCAAAUUGUUGUCCAACUAGCCAAAAAAGGAAAAAAAAAUUAAAGCACAAGCAAAGAGGAGGGGUUGGCUGGGAACUUGGCCUGCUAAUAGCUGUAUCAAAGGUUCCAAUCAGUAUAGACGACACUAGAGUCUCCUCAAAAACUAAAAGGAGACAUACCCGUAGACUCGGUAGGCCAAGCCUAAGUGCCUAUCCGGAAGAACUGAUGGGAGGACCUUGAAGAACUGUCUGCACCCACUGUGCUUGUUGAAUUGUUUGCAACAGGCAAGAUUUAAAGGAUCAGACUAAUCCUUCCCCACUGGAUUAAAAUCAUGUGUCACACGUCCUCACAGGGAAGUACUGAACAACCAUAGUGAAGAAGCUUAGCUAGAGGCGACAACAUGGGAUGGAACAGGUGGAUCGUAUACACAUCAAUGUAAAAUAGAACUCUCAGUAUAGUAGGUGAAUAACCGUAGAGAUGUACCUUACAACAUCAUACCUGUGGUCAACAGCAAUGUAUUGCACAUCUAAAAUUAGAUUAUGAAUUGAUCUCAUGUGAAAUACUCUUACCACGAAAGGAGGGCGGGCCGGGGGAGGGGAGAGCUUGGGAGGCACUGCUCUGUUUAUUACCUUGAUUGCAGUCAUGGGUUCAGAAAUGUGUUCAUGCCUCCAAGUAUAUCCAGAUGUGCACAAUCAAGUGUGUGAUGUUUGCACCCCUCUCCCAUAUCAGCUACACAUCUACAAAGCAAUCUUUUAAGAAGAAGUGUGCAAGCUAACAAAUUCCUGCAAGACAGAACAAUAGAUUCCUAAGUCCCUUCUUUGUCUGUCCCUGCACUGGAAGGAGUAGACUUGUUGGGAGGUGUGGCCAGGGAAAACUUUGAAGAGAUGUUCAGGCUUGAAUUUGAAGAGACUUGAAGGGAACCCCUAGCGUUGGGAAAGAACUUAGUCCAUGUGGUGACCUUGUGUCCUAAAAUCUAGGCUUCGGGGGUGAGGUCAAGCAAUGACCACAUGUUGGGGGGUUAGAUGAGACAUCAGAAGCAGCAUUCUCAGGGAAGGAACAGGUAGUUAUUAAAUAGUUCUAGGGAAACUGGUUCUCUGACCAGAAAGGAAAAAAAACUGUAAUUAUGCCUCUCCUUCAAGUCAUAACAAAAUAUGUUCUGUAUAAAUGAAAUAGCUGCAAGCAAAGUCAGAAUUGAGUCCUGUUUUCUCAUCUAAUAAUUUUUAUGACUUUGGGAUAGAGAAGGUGCUCUUAAACAGGAUGAAAACAUAAAUCAUAAAGGGAAAGAUUGAUAGAUUCAUUACAUCAAAAUUGCAAAUGUUUGCAAGAGUCAGGCAAAGCCAAAAGGCAAUUAAACAACAUGACAUGUGUAUACAAAAGGCAUAAACAACUCAGAGAAGAAAACUCCAGGCCUGAAACUUAGGUCAUGCAGCCUUGCUGAGUGUGGAGCCAUCAGAAGUGGGCAGACAGGGUCAUUACUGUUAGCCCAGCCCCGUGGUUCUCAGCCUUCCUAAUGCUGCACCCUUUAAUACAGUUCCCCUUAUUGUCAUGAUC
Mus musculus (house mouse) is the source of this 6528-nucleotide messenger RNA. It is a transcript of the gene Clnk, whose product is annotated as cytokine-dependent hematopoietic cell linker. Lineage: Eukaryota; Metazoa; Chordata; Mammalia; Rodentia; Muridae. The transcript has 18 exons. Gene Ontology annotation, cellular component: cytoplasm. The record is from RefSeq and is a predicted model, not a curated record. Bases 300 to 1535 code for a protein of 411 amino acids.